Messenger RNA from Copidosoma floridanum, 1370 nucleotides. RefSeq lists its product as uncharacterized. The record is from RefSeq and is a predicted model, not a curated record. Lineage: Eukaryota; Metazoa; Arthropoda; Insecta; Hymenoptera; Encyrtidae.
CUGUAUUCUCUAAUGCUUGUAUACAAACACGAGUUUCCAGUGAUUAGAUACAAUAAAGUAUCAAAUAACGUUCUGUGUAAUAAAAUUAUACUUAGAUGGUGAAACUUUAAAAUUGUAAUGGUUAUAAAGAUGUGGCCUUAUUUGACUUAUUACAAUGACUGCGUUGAAUACAGUAACAACUCACGUUUUGGAGCAACUUUUUCUUGAUAAUCAGAAUAAAUUCUACACCUAUUGUUGCUAUUAGCACUAUUCACGUAAAUUUUUGGCCAGCAUAAGAUUGUGCAUCUAUCAUGAAUGAAAAUUUGAUGUCAAACAGCACUAAAGUGAAUUCUCUGUCACAAUCUUAUUCUAAAGGAAUUCAUGGAAUUCUUCAAGAAGAGCAAGAUUUUUUUGACGAUUUUCAGCUGCCUUUACAUCUUCUAGAAAAGCGCAAAAAGAUCUGGAGUAAUUUAUUCGAUAAAUAUUCAGCCAAUACAUGUCAAAUUGAAUUAAACGUUAUGACUAUGCUACCAGUUAAAGAAGAUAAUAACAAUGAUGAAGAAAAACGGUUACCAAUGCGUAAAUCCAUGUCAGUGGUGCAGCAAUGGAUCAAUACAGGUAAUCUUUAUGACAUUGUAACCUGUAAGGAAUCCAAGUCAGAUUCGGGAUCAUCUCUCAAUGAAGAAUUACUAGAGCCUCAUUUGUCCCUAAAUUCUCUAGACCCCACUGAUGAUUCUAGUUUAGAAAAGCAUCCUGAAAAUCCUUCCAAUGUUUCUCAUCAAUACCAAAAAUUGUCCAGUUCCUCUGAUAGCUCCGUAAACACUGCAGUUUAUAUUUUGGCCAACAAUGAUGCCAAUAAAAAAGCAUAUGUACCCAUUUUGAGUUCUCUUAAACGUAAUAGGAUAAAGAAGAAUGUAGCUUCUGAGAAAACGUUGGUUAACUGUGCAGGUAAUACGAAUAAAUUUGGUAGUAACGAAAAAGUAGGUCGGGCAACAGUCAAUGAUUUAAUAGAGAAUAAUUUUGGAAAAAACGUUUCUUCAGCUGAAAAUUGUAAUCUGUAUAAAGAUAAAAGUAUUGGUUAUCUCAAUAUCAGCAAAGAUAAAAAAGAAAAAUCAACAGAAUAUAUUAAAAGUCGUCUCGAUUCGUUUCUCGCUCGCAGCAGCAAUGAAUCAAGUGUUGAAAGAAAACGCGAUAAUCCCCAAAUCGCAAGUUUGCACCAAAAUCAUGGUUCUAGAUUCAGUGGUGGUUCGUGUGGUCAAACAACCAACAGCACUACAAAACUACUCAAGCGGAAAAAAUUGUACAAUUACUCGGAAUCUCUUGCAGAAUUCACACCAUCCGAAUGUAACAUGAGCUUCAAAAUUUAUGAUGGAAUAGGAAAAAAGAAAUAA